Molecule: messenger RNA, 573 nt
Organism: Contarinia nasturtii (swede midge)
Lineage: Eukaryota; Metazoa; Arthropoda; Insecta; Diptera; Cecidomyiidae
Exons: 4
Coding region: 48-422 (124 amino acids)
Source: RefSeq, a predicted model, not a curated record
GCUCUACAACAGUAUUCAAUAAAAUUGCUGUCAAAAAUUUGAGAAGUAUGUGUUCCUUAAAAUGGAUUACGAUCAUGCUGUUGCUUACAACGUCAUGGUGUAAUUACUCUAGUGGUUGCAGUUGCAGUCAAGAUAGUUCUAAAGAAAGCUUGAAAAGUUUUGAAACACUGUCGUCCACCAGGAAUUCAGAUGAUGAUACAGGAAAAAAAUCAUUCAUACAAAGCAAUGGAGAAAUAACUUCCAUACGAAAUACGCCGUCAGAAGAAAAACAGCAAUUUAUAAUUGUGUAUCCCGGAGAGAAUACAGGCAAGAGAGAAAUCGUAGAUUCAGCUGGAAAGGUGAAAUUUCUGUUACCAGUUGAACCUGAAAGAAAAAGUCGACAUUUCUUUUCAAGAUCAAAGAGAACUUCAUCAAAGAAGUAGACAAGAUAAUUCGAACGAUGCAAAAUGAAACAGAUAUUUUUAUCCUCAAAUAAAAAAUUGAAUUCAGGCAACGAAAUCGUUUUCCAGUGUUUCUGAUAAUCAAUGUUAAAUGAAAAUUCCAUAAAUAAAGGUCCAUCGAGUCAAUCAUAAA